AUGUUUCGUUGUCUUCUAAAAAAGUUCUUUCUAUUAAAUAUAACUUUUAUUUAUUUAUUAUUUAUCAAGACUACUUUUGGAGGUGUUAUUGAAGGAAAUAUUUCUAAACGGAGUGCUAAAAUGGCAUUUUCACAAUCAUCAAAUACAGAGGAUAAUGGUUUCCAAGAAUUUUUUGAAAAUUUAAAUCCUAUAUACCUUGUAAUAAUUGGUGCCUUCAUUUUGGCUGGUUGUGUCUUUGAAUUAAUUCAUGGUACCCGUGCUACACCCCCAAGAACAAAUUGGGUUCAUGUUGCCAGUAAAAAACAACCAUAUUCUGUCAAUUCAAUAAAAAAAGUUUAA
Molecule: messenger RNA, 339 nt
Organism: Strongyloides ratti
Lineage: Eukaryota; Metazoa; Nematoda; Chromadorea; Rhabditida; Strongyloididae
Exons: 2
Coding region: 1-339 (112 amino acids)
Source: RefSeq, a predicted model, not a curated record